This is a messenger RNA of Coregonus sp. 'balchen', 201 nucleotides long. NCBI's taxonomy places the organism in Eukaryota, Metazoa, Chordata, Actinopteri, Salmoniformes, Salmonidae. The record is from the annotation of a GenBank genome assembly.
AUGAAGAAAGAGGAGGAUAGGCUGAGAAAUGAGGAGGAUGAAAUAAUGAAGAAAGAGGAGGAUAGGCUGAGAAAGGAGGAGGAUGAAAUAAUGAAGAAAGAGGAGGAUAGGCUGAGAAAGGAGGAGGAAGAAAGAAUGAAGAAAGAGGAGGAUAGGCUGAGAAAGGAGGAGGAAGAAAGAAUGAGAAAGAGAGGAGGAUAG